UAAACAUAACGCAACAAAUAACAAUAUACUCUUACUAUUUAAUAUUUCUAAAAAAAAUAAUAUUUGUACCGAUAACAGAAAAUUAAAAAUAAUAAUCAUGGGCGAACACACGAUAGAAAACUUACAGGAAGUGCUAAGUGGGUGCAUUAAAAAGAGUCAACGAAUUUCGGACAAGAAGAUUACGAACCUGACUGCUCCCGGAGAAAACUACGGUAGUACAAUGUUAAAGUUGGACGUAACACUGAAAGACGAAAAUGAUGGUACGGAAGAGGAACUACAUGCCGUAGCCAAAAUGAUCCCUGAACAAGAAUUUGUAAGAAAGAUAUUCAAUAUUCAAGUGACUUUCAAGAACGAAGUGGCAAUGUAUAAUGUCAUAGCACCCACACUUCGAGAUUUCCAACGGCAGAACGGUGUUAACGAAGUAAUUGACUGUUUCCCAGAGUUAUACGGUGCUAGGUUGAAUCUGGGAGAACAAAAUGGUAAUGUGGAUGAGAAUGCGGUGCUGAUAUUAGAAAAUUUGAACUUUAAAGGAUAUCGAUGCGUAGAUCGCCACGUAGGCUUCGACCUAGACACGACCCAGUUAAUACUCAAAGACUUGGCAGCUUUCCAUGCCAUACCACUGGCCCUGAAGCUGAAGAAACCAGAAGUAUUCGAUAAAAAAAUCAAACCAUACUUGGCUCCAUUCCAUCCUGGCCCUAUGCCAUUCGAAAAUGGAAUCAACUCAGUGUACAUAGAGAUUCUUCAAGAGUCAGUCAAAUGUAUACCUUGGAUACCAAAAGUCAGAAACAUUUUGGAGAACGUAAGAGCAGCACAAGAUGCACCGGCAAAGGAACCAUUCGCGACGACAACUCACGGGGACAUGUGGUUAAAUAAUACUAUGAUAAAAUUUCAGAACAAGGUACCUGUUAGCAACAAGAUGGUUGACUUUCAAAUCUGCGACUAUAGAUCACCAGCCACAGAUCUGUUCUUCUUUCUCUUCGUAAAUGUUCAGCAGUCUGUACUACAGGACGAUUUCGACGGUUUGAUUGAAUUCUAUCACAAACAUUUUAUUUCCCAUUUGGAGAAGUUGAAAUGCGACACUGCUCCUUUUAGUUUACCUAAGUUUUUAAAAGAAAUGAAAGAUGCGACGUCAGUUGAAGUCGAGCAUUGUUUUAAAUUUAUAUUUAUAAUUUUUGGGGAAAAGCAUUCCGCAACAUUCGAUCCCUCAGUACCAUUUGAUGAGGAGAAAAUAAAAGCAAUGAUAACCUUGGCUACGAAGGAGAAAUUUUGGAAUCUAAUCCAUACAAGCGGCAAGAGAGGAUGGCUGUAAUGAAAUGAUAUCUACUUAAAAUUCUUGUAUAGGGUGGUAUUCGAUGUUAUUUUAAGGUUCAUUUUAUUCCCCGAAAAAAAGCCCCCACUGUCUCUUUCCUUCGUCUAUGUAUUUUUCUCGCAACUUUUCUUUUAAAAAUUUCGAGUAGGUGUUUUUCUUUUAUUCAUGCUCCAGGUAAAAAUUCUAGAUAGCACUAUAACAUAAAUUGUUCUAGUCAUAAAGUGCCUAUAUCCUUGUCCUUUAUUUUUACUAAGUUCUCCUUACCGUCAAAAAAGUGUCUACCCAUACUUCUUUUUAUCAGAAUCUAUUAUUUCAAUUAUCUCAUUCGCGUUGUUACUUUUCGACCCAUUUUUUUUGUAUUUACUCUACUAUUUUACUUUUUCCACCCUUUUAUUUUAUUUGGUUUCCCAUUCCUUUUUUCCCAUUUUUCCUUUUCUUUUUUGUUAAGUCUUUAUUCCUGCUCUGUGGUUAGCAACGAUGCCAGGAGACUAACCUGGAAAGCUUUUCUGUUCUUGCUAAAUAUAUAAAUUAAA
Molecule: messenger RNA, 1842 nt
Organism: Anoplophora glabripennis (Asian longhorned beetle)
Lineage: Eukaryota; Metazoa; Arthropoda; Insecta; Coleoptera; Cerambycidae
Exons: 2
Coding region: 98-1309 (403 amino acids)
Source: RefSeq, a predicted model, not a curated record